This is a messenger RNA of Zygotorulaspora mrakii, 2325 nucleotides long. RefSeq names its product 3-isopropylmalate dehydratase LEU1 (gene LEU1). The coding region runs from base 1 to 2325 and encodes 774 amino acids. The record is from RefSeq and is a predicted model, not a curated record. The transcript has a single exon. Gene Ontology annotation, biological process: L-leucine biosynthetic process. Gene Ontology annotation, cellular component: 3-isopropylmalate dehydratase complex. Lineage: Eukaryota; Fungi; Ascomycota; Saccharomycetes; Saccharomycetales; Saccharomycetaceae. Gene Ontology annotation, molecular function: 3-isopropylmalate dehydratase activity; 4 iron, 4 sulfur cluster binding.
AUGUCCUAUAUAUCAACAACUGGUCCAAGAACUUUGUAUGACAAGGUAUUCGAUGACCACGUCGUUCACAAAGAUGAGUCAGGCUCCUAUCUUUUAUAUAUCGAUAGACAUUUAGUGCAUGAAGUAACUUCUCCCCAAGCUUUCGAAGGUCUGAAAAAUGCUGGGAGAAAAGUUAGGAGGAUCGACUGUACUCUGGCUACAGUUGAUCACAACAUUCCAACCGUGUCUAGAAAGAAUUUCAAAUCAACUGCUACUUUCAUUGAACAACCAGAUUCCCGUUUACAAGUUGAAACAUUGGAGCAAAAUGUGAAAGAUUUUGGUGUGACGUUUUUUGGUAUGUCGUCGUCAAGACAAGGUAUUGUUCACGUUAUUGGUCCGGAGCAAGGCUUUACCCUGCCAGGUACUACUGUUGUUUGUGGUGACUCUCACACUUCUACACACGGUGCAUUCGGUUCUUUAGCUUUUGGAAUUGGUACUUCUGAAGUUGAACAUGUUAUGGCCACACAGACAAUUAUUCAAAGUAAAUCCAAAAACAUGAAAAUUUUUGUUGAGGGUACGUUAUCUGAUGGUAUCACUUCAAAGGAUUUGAUUCUUCACAUCAUUGGUGUUAUUGGUACUGCGGGUGGUACGGGAUGCGUCAUUGAGUUUGCAGGAGCUGCUAUUGAAGCUUUGUCAAUGGAAGCACGUAUGUCUAUGUGUAAUAUGGCUAUUGAAGCAGGUGCCAGAGCAGGUAUGAUUAAACCAGAUGAAAUCACUUUUGAAUACAUUAAAGAUAAGCCUUUGGCUCCAAAGGGCGCUGAAUGGGAGAAAGCUGUCAAAUACUGGAGAACUCUGCACACUGAUGAGGGUGCCAACUUCGAUCAUGAAGUCGUUAUAAAGGCGUCUGAUGUUGUUCCAACUAUCACAUGGGGUACCUCUCCACAAGAUGCUCUUCCAAUCACUGCAUCCGUCCCUGAUCCUUCGAAGGUUACCGAUCCUAUCAAAAAGUCAGGCAUGGAAAAUGCAUUGAAAUAUAUGGGCUUAACCCCAAACACUCCAUUCAAACAGAUUCCGAUUGAUAAGGUUUUUAUUGGUUCUUGUACCAAUUCCCGUAUUGAAGAUUUAAGAAAUGCAGCUGCGGUUGUUAAGGGAUACAAAAAAGCUACCAACGUGAAAUUAGCAUUGGUUGUUCCAGGUUCCGGUUUGGUUAAAGCACAAGCUGAAAAGGAAGGUUUAGAUAAAAUUUUUGAAGAAGCGGGUUUCGAAUGGAGAGAAGCUGGUUGCUCAAUGUGUCUAGGUAUGAACCCAGAUAUUUUAGAGCCUGAGGAACGUUGUGCUUCCACAUCUAACAGAAAUUUCGAAGGUCGUCAAGGUGCAAAAUCUCGUACUCAUCUGAUGUCACCAGCAAUGGCUGCUGCCGCUGGUAUAAUAGGUCAUUUUUUCGAUAUCAGAGAAUUUCAAUACAAAAAUGGUGACGAGCCAAAGAUAUCUCUUGAUCAAGCGGCCGAAGACAAAGCAUUGCAAGAUGCCGUUUAUGAACAUGAAAAUGAGCCAGUUCAACCUGAUGAAGCUUCUGAAGAAGUCGCUGAAGAAGAAAUCGACGACAUUCCUAUUUCAACUACUACUAAGGCUGAGACAAAACCCGUUGGUAUGAAACCAUUCCAUACACUGAAAGGUACAACAGCUCCUUUGGAUAAGGCAAAUGUUGAUACUGAUGCAAUCAUUCCAAAGCAAUUUUUGAAAACAAUUAAGAGAACUGGUUUAAGAUCAGGUCUCUUCUACGAAUGGCGUUUUGUGAAAGGUGCUGACGGUAAGGAUAAGGAAACUGACUUUGUUUUGAAUGUUGAACCAUAUAGAAAUGCAGAAAUAUUGCUAGUAAGCGGUGACAACUUCGGUUGCGGUUCGUCUAGGGAACAUGCACCAUGGGCAUUGAAAGAUUUCGGUAUUAAAUGUAUCAUUGCUCCAUCUUUUGGUGAUAUAUUUUACAACAACUCUUUCAAGAACGGUCUUCUACCAAUUAGAAUAGACCAACAAACGAUUCUCGAAAAGUUGUUUCCAAUCGCCAAGGCAGGGUCAUCUCUAGUUGUCGAUUUGCCAAAUCAAACAAUUGCUGACAAGGAUGGAAAUAUUCUUGUACAACAUUUUGAAAUCGAACCAUUUAGGAAACACUGUCUAGUCAAUGGUUUGGAUGAUAUCGGUAUUACCAUGCAAAAGGAAGAAUUCAUAACCAAAUAUGAAGCAGUGAGAAGAGACAGAUUUUCCUUUUUGGAAGGUGGUGCUAAAUUAAUCAAACCUGUAAGAGGGACUAAAAAAAGUCCUUUCGGCGUUACCGCGCAGGAGUGGUGA